Molecule: messenger RNA, 1986 nt
Organism: Papaver somniferum (opium poppy)
Lineage: Eukaryota; Viridiplantae; Streptophyta; Magnoliopsida; Ranunculales; Papaveraceae
Exons: 13
Coding region: 106-1011 (301 amino acids)
Source: RefSeq, a predicted model, not a curated record
CGGUUCUUGAUUCAUAACUGUAGCCUACUAGUAUCAAAUACAGCUCUAGUUCACAUAAAUUAUCCCAACGCGAUUUCUUUUUAACUUUUUAAAAUCGGAAAGAAAAUGAUGGCCACUACAUCAACUUCUUCUCCGUUUACUCGCAGUUACCUCCUUUCUUUAACUUCCUCAUUCUCGAACUCAAGAUAUCCACUACAAUUAACAACUCUCAGUUCAUCAACUUCAUCUAUUUUUCAGUCUUCAUCGCGUAAAAAUAGUAGUUCAAAACUCUUUUGUUACUCACAAUCAGCCAUUUCCAGAAGAGGUACUUUUGAUCCUGAGCUGCGUUCAGUGUUGGAACUUGCAACGGAUUCUGAAUUGUAUGAAAUUGAAAGGAUCCUUUUUGGUCCAAGCUAUUUUAGUCCGUUACUAAAAUCAAUAGAAAACAGAGGUAAUGCUGAUUUUAUCAUGAUUGAAGAGGACUUUGAAGAGAGAGACAAUUUCAUCGAACUUCUUGAAUCACGGUUUCUAUAUCUGGGAGCUGAUGCUCGGUCUACAUUAAGGGGUUGGAGGCCUUCUUAUAGAGAUAUAUUGCUAAGUGUGAGAAGGAAAUUGAGUAUUCCUUGUUCCAGUAAACUGUCGACUGAAGACCUAGAGGUCGAGAUUUUUCUUCAUCUGUUGCAGGAGUACUCAAGUGAUAUAACCUUACAACAUGGACUCAGUCAGUGGAAGGUGCAAGCGUUUGCUGCUUUGAAGAUUGGGGCAGUGGAGCUGAAGUCAAUGAUUCUGAAGGGAGGGGGCAUGCUUACUUUGGCGAAAGUUUAUCAACUGCUAGCAAGGAGAUUGUCCGGAAAGAUGCUAUUUCAAGCUGCCAACUAUCAAGUGAGGCACGAACUUAUAAGGGAGCUUGCAUUCUAUGGGUCUCGUUGUCAUGCGUAUAACACCACUUUCGGAGUACGAAAUCGUUUCCAAUUAAGGCCUGUUAGAUCAGUUAACCAGAAUGUUUUGGUUAAAAAGUUGCCGAGAGGAUAGUCUGGCUGUGCUUGCCGGGUCAUGGGAGUUGUAUGUGCAUCAAAAUAAGGUAACGUUUGCUCGAGUGGAAUAGCUUACCUCUUAUUGUUAUCCAGGGUGGAAAAUUGGCUGCUAUAAAUCUGGAGUCCAGGGCUGCUUUGCUGGCAGCAGGACAGGUAAUUUAAUGAUUCUGCAAAUUUUAUGGCAAAUUUAAUGAGUUUACUAUUUAUUCAUGCAGAUGCCUACAAUUUAUCUAUGCACAUACAUUUACAGUUCAGCCACGGCCAAGAUGUAUGUAUAUGAAGCAUGUGAACGAAAAAGAUUUCACAUGCAAUAGAAAUCAAGGAGUAAAUUAUUUUCCGCAACAUGUUAAUAUAUCUAUUCAAGCUGCAAUUAGAUUCUUACCCAAUGUGAUGCUAUUUGAGGAACGGACUCUGUUUAAGUGGUUCCCGUUUUAGCUAUAGGAGGUUAGUGAUGCAUAUAUCCAGUUGUUCCCAAUAAACACACUUUCCGCACUUUUUUUUCCUUGGGAAAUAUUGGAACGAACUAAACUAUUCUUGCCGAUCACCUAUACAAAGCCUUAUCAGAUGAAAUUACGCGCUUGAAGGGGGUAGCAUGUCAACUUUCUGAAGAAAGCCUUACCAGAUGAAAUUGCAUGCUUGAAGGGGGGUAGCAUCUCCUUGUAAGAGCGUACUUUUAAAAUCAAGCCUUGGAAGUUACCUGUGACUUAAGUAGUUUUUCAACUAGUCACUCUCUUUCUUAAAGCAAGCAAAGGGGUUAGCUGGGGCCGCAUCGAGGUAUCUAGGGCUCAGAAAUACGAUGAUGUUACUUGGCCCAGUGUUGUGGGGAACAUUUCUGGCAGAUGUUGUCAUUCAAAUGCUUGGAACAGAUUAUGCUAGAAUUUUGCGAGCAAUCUAUGCAUUUGCACAGAUCCGUGUCACACGCACAUAUAAGUGGGAAACUGACGAGAAUCGUUUCGCUUAGAAUGUCAGAAUG